ACACGUAACUUCCCGUGCGUCUUCUUCCUUGGUAAUCACAAUACAUACAUGUAAACCUGGAAUCUUAUCGUCUUUCACUUCAAUCUUAUUAUCUGAUCAAUCUCUCAAUACACCAUGGCAAAGCUCCCCGUCAGGUUCAAUAGCAUGCGAGCAGUAUUCAACGAGGCAGCUCAGAUGAGGCUUUGCGAGAGCAGCGGGAGCGAGCACUACUCGCCGGAAACUUCUCCUGAUCUUUCUGACCUUGUCAAUUCUUUUAUUGAAAGAGAUUAUAGAAUCCAAGGAGACUACGCAAACAAUCAUGAUCUGGAAUCCGAUUCCAAACUCGAACUAUUGGAAAGUUGUGGCUUUGAUUAUGAGAACAAGAAUACAUUGGAGAAUUUGCUUAAUAACAAUGACGACGAAGAUGCCAAAAGAAGGAUUCGAUCCGAGACACAGCUUGCGUGUGGCACCAUUGGGGAAAGGACUUCACAUGGGUUCAAGCGCAGAUUGAUGUCUCGUUUACGAGAUCAAGGCUUUGAUGCUGGUCUUUGCAAAUCCCGAUGGGAGAAAUUUGGGACGCACCCUCCUGGACAAUACGAGUAUGUUGAUGUGAAUAUUGAUGGGAAUCGCUUUAUUGUUGAAGUGUUCCUAGCAGGAGAAUUCGAAAUUGCUCGUCCCACCGCCGGCUACGCUACACUACUCGAUGUAUUUCCACAGGUAUUCGUUGGCAAGCCUGAGGAGCUCAAGCAGGUUGUGAGAUUAAUGUGCAGUGAAAUAAGACGGUCGAUGAAAGAGAUGGACUUGCAUGUCCCACCAUGGAGGAGAAAUGGGUACAUGCAGGCCAAAUGGUUUGGUCCCUACAAGCGGACAAUCAACGAAAUUCCGGUUUCAAAGAUACCAGAACUCAACGGCUCUUUUGCAGCAAAACAGUCAAUUGGGUUUGAGGAUUUGCCAGUCAAGGCUUUCCCAGUUAAGGCUUACCACUGCCGGGAUGAUUUUUCUAGUAAUAAGAUGUGCCUUAAAGUUGGCUAUUUGACUGCUGCAUUCCAUGGCACUGGUUGAUAUCAUAGCCUCACAGUUGGCCGAGUUCAGAUCUCGGCUGGGUUUUAGCAGAAUGCUUUCAGAUGGUUAUUUAUUGGGUUUUGUUUUCCUACUGCCCGCGUUAAGGAAGUUGCGGCGGAAGUUUAAGUAAUUGGAUUGGAAUUGGGCUUUUUGCCCAUAAUGUUGGUUUUUGAGUUCGAGGAUACCAGUAGUAGUCAGAGGUACCUUAAAAUAAAUAGAGGGAUGUACAGGGUAUGUGAAUGCCAAGUCAUAUUCACUAGGGAGAAGAUCGUCACCAAGAGAAUUGUCCCAAAAAAAAAAAAAGAAAUGAGUUGAAUUAAAUCUUUAUAUUUUUUCUGAUUUUUUUUAUCAA
Messenger RNA from Manihot esculenta (cassava), 1393 nucleotides. RefSeq lists its product as uncharacterized. Bases 115 to 1041 code for a protein of 308 amino acids. Lineage: Eukaryota; Viridiplantae; Streptophyta; Magnoliopsida; Malpighiales; Euphorbiaceae. The record is from RefSeq and is a predicted model, not a curated record. The transcript has 2 exons.